AUGGGAAAUAGUGCAAAUAGACCUGCAAGCUUGGCAGCCAAAAUUGCAACCUCGACGAGCAACGACUACAAUGCUGCCAAGUGUAUUAUGGCAGACGAGGAAUAUGACGAUGAAACUGUUGAGCCCGGACAAAUGAUCGAUUGUAAGGACCAAUUAUUAAAAUCUGGCUCCAUCAUUGAGAGUUACAGAGUGGAUAAACUCAUCGGAAAAGGUACAUAUAGCCAAGUUUACAAGUGUGAAAAGAAAGUUCACAACACAAGCCAAGGUUCAACAUGUUCAACCACAUCAACAACGACAACACUAGUGACAGAAAAGACAUUCUCUAUCAAGUGUUGUUAUGCAAGAAACGAUGCAGAUUGGCGGCUUAUCAUUUCGGAGGUCGCGGCCAUGAAAAAUCUUCAACAUGACAAUAUUUUGAAAUUCUAUGAAUAUUUUGAGAUUAGCAAGGAGGUACACACCUCAGAAGAUCCCAUGGUUGCCAUUGUGAUGGAAUAUUGCAACAAUGGUUCUAUUGGAGACUUUAUCAAGCGAAAUCGACACAUCACUGCCGACCUGUUACAAAUGCUGGACUGGGUUGUGCAGUCCAUUCACGGUAUUGGGUAUUGCCACAAGAUGAACGUAGUUCAUAGAGAUAUCAAGCCUCACAAUAUACUAUUACAUGCUCCUCAUGAAAAUGGUCGAAUUAUGGUCAAACUAUGCGAUUUUGGUCUGAGUUCAUUGGUAAAGGAUAAAACUGAAACACUGAAAACCUUUUGUGGCUCUCCAAUUUACGCCGCUCCAGAAAUUAAUCGUCUUUCUUAUUCGUUCUCUGUGGACGUGUACAGUUUAGGAGUAACAGCAUUAGAAAUGCUCUGUAGAUUAGACUCGUGUGAAUUUCAAAAUAGAAUUUACAACAAGUCCAGAGAUUGUACUUGUCUCGAGAAACUAAUUUCUGAAUUGCCUCUGAAAAGUCUUCAAAAACUAAUCAAAUUAAUGACAAGCUAUGAUGAAAAGGAGAGAAUUACGAGUGAAGAUCUCAUCAAACAUCCAACAGUGAAAGCAUUCGAAGCAGUGAUUAGUAUAUCACGAGGAAUUUUGAAUGCUACCUAUUUUGAGAUGGCAGAUCGUGAAUUUAUUGAGACGAUAUUCGAACUUUUAGAUUUCUACAAAGAAGACAUUCCAAAAAUUGAAAUAUUAUUCCAAGCAAUUGUCCAAUUAUUUCAACUCAAACCUGACAAAUGCUUGGAAGUUGUACAGAGCCAAAUGAGUCAAAUUGGAUCCGAGUUUUUAUUUAUUGAAGGAGUAUCUCUGGAGUCAAAAUCUAGUAUUUUCUUCAUUCUGAUAUCUAUUGGCAGUUGGUUAUGUUCUUAUUUGGAAAACCUGAAUAACAAGAGCCACUGUAGCCACAACAACAGCUCUUCACAACUAACAAAGCGAUCAAGAUCAACCACCCUCUACAAUGUUUUUUCGGCCAUUAGUGAACACUCACCUGGAAAUGACGACGAAGAUGACGAACUGAAACGAAACGUCCUCCUUCUCAUUAACAAUAUCAAACACUUUAUUUUGGAAUUUGCUAAUUAUGCUGGAGAAAAUUAUCAAAUUACAAUUUUAAGCUAUUUGGUUCAAUCUCUCAUGAUGGAUACAGCAAAUAGAUCUCCUCCUCCUCCUCCCAUGAACACCUCUCCUCAAUCUAACGGAAGUAAGAGCAGCCUGGGAUCACUAUUUACCAUUGAUGACAAAUCCUUUGUCUUUCUCAUGAUUCGUGAGAUGGUAAUUCAGUUCGAUAUUUGUAAGCAGGCUGUAAUUCUUAAAAACAAGCCACAACUCUCACCUCCAACCACUUCAGAGCUCACCUGUGACCAAUAUUCUGCCAAUAGAAUGUAUUCUGGAUCUUUUGAACCACCUCCAUCACUCGCCAACAGUUGUUCGAGUGAUGAUCUUUCUCGUGAUUCCUCUGCCGAGUUAAGAGAGGCCUUUUUGCGAGCUGUCCACCAACGCUUGUUGUCGAGCCAAUGUUGGUAA
Molecule: messenger RNA, 2001 nt
Organism: Naegleria lovaniensis
Lineage: Eukaryota; Heterolobosea; Eutetramitea; Acrasida; Naegleriidae
Exons: 3
Coding region: 1-2001 (666 amino acids)
Biological process (GO): protein phosphorylation; mitotic DNA damage checkpoint signaling
Cellular component (GO): nucleus
Molecular function (GO): ATP binding; protein serine/threonine kinase activity
Source: RefSeq, a predicted model, not a curated record